UCUGCUCCACACUUUAACCUGUUUUGUCUCGUGAUCAGGUCUUACCUCUCCGUUCAUGAAGCAGUAGAGCACAGCGACCACAAAACCCUGAGAGAUGUGAGGAGAGAACGGUCGGUGGCGACCUCCAGGCUGACGCCAACACAGAAAUGCCAAAAACUGCAGUUCGUCUAAUGGCCAUUUGACGCUGGCUCCUUAUGAAAGUUAUCUGUAACGAUUGGUGGACAAAAAAGGAGUCAGAUAUUUAAGGAUUUCCGCCUUCUGUCAUUUCUCUCAUGAGGAGCCAGAGCUGACCUUUUUGCCAGGAUGGAGGUGGCCCUCUUUGCCCCGCAGACACUGUCAGAGCCCCUCAGGAGGGGGACCCCUCUGCCUCUGAGCCAGCUGGUGGAGGAGAGCAGGAGCAGAGCCAACAUUCCUAAUCAUCUACUAGAAUCAAAAAUCUAUGCCAAACUGAAAAGCAACACUCUGAUCCAAGCAGAGCCCCCUGAGCUUCACUUCAGUGGGUUUGAGCUGGGGAAGGAUUACACAAAGAUCCUGAAACUCAUCAACAUCUCAUCUGAAGUCAUGAAUAUUCAUAUCAUUCCCACCCAAACCCAACACUUCCAAACAACUUAUGUCAAAAAGUAUCGACUCAUCCCCGGGCUCGCCUUCACGCUCAAGGUCAGGUUCUGUCCUGAUGAGUGGCGUUAUUUCUACGACUGCGUUCGGGUUCACUGCAAGGGGGAAGAGAACCUGUUAAUUCCAGUUCAUGCUUAUCCUGUCAUCGAUGACCUGCACAUCCCCUCUCAUAUCGACCUAUCAGCCGUACCACUUGGACAAAGUGUUUGCCGUGCUAUUCCUCUGAGAUGCAGCUGCCCCAUUGACUUUGAGUUUCAGGUGGAUGUCAUUCAGCCCCACGAGGCCUUCUCCAUCCAUCCACUUACAGGUGUGAUACCAGCCAGCGGUGAAAAGGAGAUCACUGUGACCUUUAGUCCUUACCAAUAUGAGACUUCUCAGGUCACCAUCCAGCUGAUCAUCUCCCAGUUCAACACCAAACCCUACCUGUGCACCAUCACUGGGAGCUGCGCCCCUCAUCUGGCCCUCAGCGAGCUGGGAAGAAAGUCAGGUCAUGGAGAUGCAGUGACUGCAGAGUAUAAAGGACCCUCACCUCCCACCCACGCACCGCCUCCAAGUAAAACCAAAUACAGACCAACCAAGGAGGCUGACAAAUCAAAGACUUUGGGAGAUAUUUCUAGUGUCCAGCCUGGACUGAAGCCUCUGAUAGAUGUCUUCACCCCUGCAGGCGUGGCAAAGAUGCUCAUCAAAGACACAGACAAACUCAGCUCUAAAGACCUGAAGAAAGCCCUAUGCUGUGGCAGCACGGCUGGUCAGCAAAACAGGCAGAUGAAGGAGGCCCUCUUCAUGAAAAAGGUCCAACAAAAUAUGACGGAGGAGCAAGCCAACCAUGUCACAUGGCUAGAACAUCUCGGUAAGGACCCAGUGUCGGAGCGCAGCAGGAGGCAGACAGCAGAGGAGAGAGAGAUCACACUGCAUGAGUACAUGGUCAAAAUGGGGGACGGAAGGCACAAGGAAGACUUUGCUGCUGGACUACCUAAACUUCCCUCCAGACGAGUGCUUUGUGAAGCAGGACAGGCCCAUGAGGGAGCCCCAUCCUUCCAGUUUUACACCAGUUUCCAGUGGGAGUUGAGACAAAGAGCCCUCACACUGUUCCAGCAGGCAGCACGCAAGGUACACGCAUCCAAGUGCUGUACAGGCACUGAGAUGGUGAUCCGAUGUCGCAUGAACCGCAGACUGACCUGUUUGAAGACACUGUUCGAAGACAGUAUGAAGAACUUGCCCCUGGCAAAGAGAGCUGAAGAGACGAGCUGUGAUCUGAAGAUUUUGCCAGACAAAGUCGUUCCGUUUGCUUUCCCCGUCUUCUCUGAUGAAGACGACCCACUGGCUCGCAGUAAUUUGGUCCCGGUGGCUGUGGAUCCCAUUGAUUUGACUGUGACAACACAUGUUCCUUUCUUCAAGCUGCAAGUUCCUCAGCACUAUAAGCUGAUGGGCUACCAGCCUGUGUCGGCCUGGGAGGCGUUUAACUCUUUUAUCCCCCCUGCUCUGGCCAGACCACUUCGCACUGGAGCUCCGGACGAGCUCGGAGCCCAGUCCAAAGCAUCGGAGGAGCGGCAGCAUGAAAACAAAGAGGAGGAUUUGGAGGCUCCCAGUCUCUCAUUCAGCGCCCCCGAAGCUCUGCUCACACCUUUUCCAGCAAACCCACUCAGAAUCUUUAACCCAGCUCCAGGCCUGCAGACGUACAAACCGACCCCUAAAUACCUGGAGAGCGACCUGGAGUUCCACCUCUGUCCUCUGCCCAGGUAUCCGAUCCCUGAGAGCAGAGGGACACACACCUCACACACCCAGAAGAAGUUCCUGAACCGCAAGGAAGUGAUCCCAGGGCUCAUGACGUGGAAGGAUUUUGAUUCGAUUACCUCGAAGCAUCUAUCCAGCCAACCAGCUCUCCCCAGUGACUGUGCAGUACGCAGGUCUGUGGACUACAGCACAGAUACACUUCCCCUCACAGCACCUCCUACUGCUCUCAGCGGCCCUCCUGAUGAUCUGCCACCACUAAUGGACAAACCGUGUGAAAGCUCAGGUGUCCAGCUAACACCGGAGAUUAUCAGAGCCGAGUUCUUGUCGGGGAAAGCUCUGGUCUCAAAAAGCAACCUCACCAGAGGAAUGACAGUCAGGCACCAGAGGGAGCUUCAGAUGGAGGCGACCUACAGCUCCCAGUUCAACCAGAUGGGAAAAAGAGUGACGACCAGGUUGAAGCAACUCGGAGUCACUGACAGAACUUCACCAGUAGAGUAGUGGGAACAGGGAAAACAUCCCCCACACACUUGCAGAAACACACAAAAACCUCCAAAUAGGCUCUGCACACACACACACACACACACACACACACACACACACACACACACACACACACACACACACACACACACACACGAAUAAACACAAUCGCAGGACUACAAACAACACCCAUCCCACUCACCUGUCCGACACUCUGCAUCGCCUGCUUUGCCACUUCUGUAAAAUAAAACCUGGUUACUUUUUCGCCCACGGUUAAGCCGCCUUCCCACCUACUCAAAAUUACCAGUAAGCUCUCCUCCUGUGCUCUCACAAAGCCUGGAAAUUCGUUAUCCCUCCACCCACACACACAUCCAUAUAUAAGCUACAUCACAUUACUGACAACAGCUUUCAGUUAAGAAUUCUGCAUCUCUGUACUGUAGUUUAAUGGUGUUGUAGAAGAUUUUUUACACUAUGUAUUAUUAUUAUUAAACUGUAUUCCACUGCAAACAUAUUUAAUCUUU
This is a messenger RNA of Plectropomus leopardus (leopard coralgrouper), 3350 nucleotides long. The record is from RefSeq and is a predicted model, not a curated record. NCBI's taxonomy places the organism in Eukaryota, Metazoa, Chordata, Actinopteri, Perciformes, Serranidae.